Molecule: messenger RNA, 1579 nt
Organism: Medicago truncatula (barrel medic)
Lineage: Eukaryota; Viridiplantae; Streptophyta; Magnoliopsida; Fabales; Fabaceae
Product: F-box/LRR-repeat protein At2g42730
Exons: 3
Coding region: 13-1518 (501 amino acids)
Molecular function (GO): protein binding
Source: RefSeq, a predicted model, not a curated record
UUGAGAGUGAUCAUGGUUGGAAAAUUCAAGUUCCAUCCCGGCAACAAAGUGGAAGUGAGCAUCGACCAUGGCAUCGGCAUAUACUGCUCAUGGUUCACCGCCACCAUCGUCAAGUGGGUCUCCUCCGACAAAUUACUGGUCGAAUACGAUGACGUGGACGUGAAGCCAACAACUGUCGGUCUUCAUCAGCUCCGACCAGUACCUACGCCAGAGAGCGAUGAUUGGGAAGUGAAGAUCGGCGACAAGGUGGAGGCUUUCCGGAAACAACGGUGGUGGGAAGGCCGCGUUAUUGAAGAUUUAGGGAAUGGAAGUUUCCGUGUGUGUUUUACAGACUCGGAAGAGAUUGUGUUUCCAAAAGACCUUCUUAGGGUUCAUCGCCAGUGGAUAAAUCACAAUUGGGUUCCGCCAAUCACACCCCAACAAAUCAAAAACCAUAAGGAACUUCGUAGGGAACUGAAGCGACAGCGGCAGGAAGAUAGGAUUAGUGAUUUGCCUGACUGCAUAUUGCUCCACACAUUGGGUUUUCUUGAAGCACGAGAUGCUGUUCGGACUUGUAUCUUGUCUAAACGGUGGAAGGAUCUUUGCAAACGCGUCACUACUCUCACAUAUACUCCGUCUCCACUUACAUCUUCGUAUGAAAGAUCUAAGAAAUUUAUGUCUUGGGUUCUGUCCAGUAGAGAUCACUCAUAUUCCCUACUUAAUCUUACUAUUGAUGCUUGGAUACAGGAAGAUGAAGAGCUAUGUAAACUCAUUAAUAUAAAUCCGCUACUCUCUUUGAAAAUUAAUGGGUAUGGAAGGUGUCCAAAAUCUGAGUUACUUCCUUUAAUCUUUGGCUCUCACUCUUUGACAUUUCUUGAGCUUUGUUAUUAUAGUUGGUAUGACGGGUAUGCAAAGUGUCCAAAAUCUCUUCACUUACCUGCAUUAAGAACCUUGCAUCUUAAUUUUUUCAGAUUUGUUGCAACUCACAAUCAUUGUGCUGACCCUUUUCCAAACUGUCACGUGUUGAAUAUUUUGGUUCUCGAUAGCUGUUCUUUGAUUGAGGAUGCACAAGUCCUCUGCAUAUCUAAUCAGACAUUAUCCAAUUUGACUAUAACCUAUGUAUCAGCUGUCCAAUUUUCGCUUUCUACUCCAAAUCUUAGUUCUUUUACUAUCCAUGGUGGUUCUUUUUUUCGUCAACUCUUGGCCUCCACAUGCAAUCUUUCUUUUCUUCAACAAGUAAAUAUGUAUGGCAUUUCCAAUAACGUGGAAGCUUCAAUCUUCUUAAGAUGGCUGCAAGUGCUGGCCAAUGUAAAGAUUUUGAGAUUUGACUAUUCUGUCAUUGAAACAAUACAAAAGGAAUUCCGCUUAAAUCCAAUUUCGAAGAAAGCGCAACCUCCACGCUUUGCUAGAUUGGAGUUGUUUAUAGUGCACAAGCCUUUUUAUCCAGAUAGGGAACAAGAAAUAAUGGAAGUAGUGAAACACUUGCUUCAAAACACUACUUCAGUGCCUAGAGUUCAAGUUGGUAGCUUUUGUUUUUGAUUAUUUUGAGGUUGAUGCCUCAACCUUUUUUCUACUGUUGGUUUUCAAAACAAUUGUUCUG